Molecule: messenger RNA, 957 nt
Organism: Dromiciops gliroides (monito del monte)
Lineage: Eukaryota; Metazoa; Chordata; Mammalia; Microbiotheria; Microbiotheriidae
Product: olfactory receptor 8K3-like
Biological process (GO): sensory perception of smell; G protein-coupled receptor signaling pathway
Cellular component (GO): membrane
Molecular function (GO): odorant binding; G protein-coupled receptor activity; olfactory receptor activity
Source: RefSeq, a predicted model, not a curated record
GAAAUGAUUAAGUUGAAUGAAACCACAGAGAGAGAGGUGACUGAAUUCAUUCUCAUGGGCCUUACAAACCAUCCUGAGCUACAGGCCCCCCUCUUUGUGUUGUUUUUCAUCAACAUAUAUAUGGCCAUAGCUCUUGGAAACCUGGGCCUGAUCAUGCUAACCACUGUGGAUUCCCACCUGCAAACCCCCAUGUACUUUUUUCUCAGGCACCUGGCAUUUGUUGAUCUUGGUUAUUCUACUACUAUUGGGCCAAAAAUGCUGGUUAGUUUCAUAGAGGAGAAAAACAUCAUUUCUUAUAAUGGAUGUGCAAUACAGCUAGUUUUCUAUGUUCUAUUUAUCACCAAUGAACUUAUUAUUCUGUCAGCUAUGGCCUAUGACCGCUAUGUGACUAUUUGUAAUCCCCUCCACUAUAUGUUCAUUAUGUCAGAUAGAGUAUGUUGGAUAUUUGUGAGUAUCUCAUACCUUUAUAGCAUUAUGGUGUCACUAUUACUCACGAUAAAGAUUUUUAAAUCAUCUUUCUGUAACUCUAAUAUAAUAAAACAUUUCUACUGUGAUGGUCUCCCCCUAUUGUCCAUUGCAUGUUCAGACACAAGUGAGAUUGAACUAAUCAUUGUGGUCUUUGCUCUAUUGAAUUUUCUUUCUUCCCUCUUGAUUAUUCUUGUCUCCUACAUACUAAUUCUUGCAGCCUUCCUGAGGAUGAACUCUUCUGAGGGCAGGCAAAAAGCUUUCUCCACCUGUGGCUCUCAUCUCACCAUGGUGGUUGUGUUCUAUGGGACACUUCUCUUCAUGUACCUGCAGCCCCAAUCUGGCCAUUCCUUUGACACAGACAAGAUAGCCUCUGUGCUUCACACCCUGAUCAUCCCCAUGCUGAACCCUUUGAUCUACAGCUUGAGGAACAAAGAGGUGAAAGGUGCCUUGAAAAGUCUCUUUAAAAAUGGAUGUAAGCAUUCUCUUUAA